GGGGAGGCUGUGAAGAACCUGGAAAAUCUCAAGACGACCUACUCCAAGCUGUCCGAGCUGCACUGCGACAAGCUGCACGUGGACCCCGAGAACUUCAGGCUCCUGGGAGACAUCCUCAUCAUCGUGCUGGCCGCACACUUCUCCAAGGACUUCACCCCGGCCUGUCAGGCCACUUGGCAGAAGCUGGUUGGCGUGGUGGCCCACGCUCUGGCCUACAAGUACCAUUAG
Messenger RNA from Struthio camelus australis, 228 nucleotides. Lineage: Eukaryota; Metazoa; Chordata; Aves; Struthioniformes; Struthionidae. The record is from RefSeq and is a predicted model, not a curated record.